AAGAAGUUCAAAAUUAUAAUUUUGAUUGGUUUUAUAGAUUAAAUUUAUAGAAUAUACUUAGGGAAUAUGAUUUUAUUCCCAUUUCAAGUUUAGCAUACAAAAAUCUUUAUAGAUUAUUGAAGUUUUUAAGUUGUAUGUUGUGUUAUUGUUGAGAAAAACAUGACUUCGUUUGAUGCCAAGUACGAUAUGUAUCCAGCUGGUGAUGUGGGCGUAGUAGAAGGGGAAAUGAACAUUCCAAAUCAAGGAGUUCCAUCUGGGAAUAGCAUGGAAUUUAACACUCUUGAUGAACCCAUCAAAGAGACAUUUAUGAGGGACUUAAGAGCAGUGGGCAGCAAAUUUUUUCAUGUUCUUAUACCUAGGGAGAAGACAAGUUUAUUAAAAGAAUGGGAUUUGUGGGGCCCAUUAUUGCUAUGUACUUUCAUGGCUACCAUACUGCAAGGGUCAUCGGACACAGCAAAUACAAAAAUUGGCGAUGGAGGUCCAGAAUUUGCAGAAGUUUUUGUUUUAGUUUGGAUAGGAGCAGGGAUUGUUACAUUAAAUUCUAAGUUAUUGGGAGGAAAUAUGUCAUUUUUCCAGUCUGUGUGUGUGUUAGGCUACUGCCUUUUACCAGUUGCAUUGUCUCUAGUCAUCUGCCGGAUAAUACUGUUUGCAACCCAGAAUACUUUCCUGUUCUUCCUGCGAUUCGUCAUAUCCAUGACUGGGUUCAUGUGGGCAACAUUAGCUGCUACGAAAUUUCUAGGAGAUAGCCAGCCGGAGGGUAAAAAGGGGCUCGCAGUAUAUCCCAUAUGUUUAUUCUAUUUCAUAUUAUCAUGGCUGGUAUUGUCUCACAACGCUGCCUGAAUGCACAGUAUAUCAGUAACAUCAACUUUAUUCACUAUAGACGACUAAUACACAGUGAACACUUUUAGCUUAGAUUUAUACGUCUAGAUCAUAGGUUCUCAACGUGGGCGAUAACGCCCCCUUGUGGGCGUUUGAGUCUUUCGGGGGGGCAGUAGAACACCCAGAGAAAAUUAGGGGGCAUUGAGAUGGCGCAGAUGGGGCGUGGGUAGAUUAAAAAAUAUAGUCUAAAAAGGCAAAAAAAUCCACGAAAAUACUCUACAAAAAACAUAUUCUCAAAGUGGGCGGUGAGCAAAAUAAGGUUGAGAAACUAUGGUCUAGAUAGACAGCUGUGAAAACGUCGAAAAAUUUUUUUUCGAACUACCCUCUAUUUUCAGGAAUGGACAGUGUCAUACAAAUCGCGAGUGUAAGACGUAGCUUGUCACACACACUAAACUAUUAUACUUGGAAUGUUUUUAUCGGUUGUCUAACAGCAAGAUACUCUAUCUAGACAUAUUAAUUAUCUAAGACAUUUAGAUACAAAAUUAGCAACACAGAUCUUAUAUGAAUCCACAGAACCUGAAGCAAUAGAUUGCGAUAUGUUCUCUCUCACCUCAAUAAGUGGACUGUAUUGCUGCAUUGCGGAUAUCUAUUAGAAGCCUACUGUGUUAUAAGGUUGAUGAUAAUUUAAGACUAGUAGGAUAAUCUGUGAAUAAUAUUUUAAUUAAGUUAUUUAUAAUAUAUAAUUAUAAUAUAAACAAUUUGUUAUUUUUAAAGUGAUAACCCUCACUUAUGGGAUUUAUUAUACAAAUCAAAUAUGUUACCAACAUUUAUGAACGAUGCGGGGCUUGAACCCGCGACCUCUCGGGUUCCGUCCGAGUGCUUUUACUAACUGAGCCAACCGUUCGAGUACGCAUGGAUCGUUAAUUUUGGUAUAUUUUGUUCAACUCUCAGAUUUGAAAGAGCGACAUCUCAAGUCAAUUUGCUAAAAUGCAAUUAUUGGGGUUGAGCAGGUUAUCAACUGUAAAGUAGAUCCUAUAGAUGAAACCACAACCUGAGAGUUAAACAAGACAUACCAAGAUUGACGAACCAUACGUCAAUCGAGCGGUUGGCUCAGUGGAAGAGCGCUGUGACGGAACCUGAGAGGUCGCGGGUACGAUGUUCCGCAUCGUUCAUUAUUUUUUGGUUACAAAUGUAAUUUGUAUUACAUAUAAUAUAUAAAUGUAACUUGUAAUCAAUGUUUUUAGUGUGACAGCAGCAUUUUUGUGAUACAACGGUAUUGUCAUUAAGUAUUACCGUAUUAAUUGUAAAUAUUAAUGUACUUAGUUUUUAUUAUGUUAUAUGAAAUUUUUGUUCGAAGGUCAAAAUUAGUAUAAUACAUUCAAAAUGGACAUGCAUGUAUUCCAUUGUAUUACAUACUGAUAUUUCUUCUACAUAAUAUUAUCAACUGAAACUUGACUUAUUCAAAAAAAUAUUGUAUUUUCAAAGAUUUUAUUUUAUUAAAAUUUUAAAUCUGUAAGUAUAUUUUGUUAAUAA
Leptidea sinapis is the source of this 2352-nucleotide messenger RNA. It is a transcript of the gene Yipf6, whose product is annotated as protein YIPF6. The coding region runs from base 160 to 840 and encodes 226 amino acids. Gene Ontology annotation, biological process: endoplasmic reticulum to Golgi vesicle-mediated transport. NCBI's taxonomy places the organism in Eukaryota, Metazoa, Arthropoda, Insecta, Lepidoptera, Pieridae. The transcript is spliced from 6 exons. The record is from RefSeq and is a predicted model, not a curated record. Gene Ontology annotation, cellular component: membrane; trans-Golgi network.